Messenger RNA from Etheostoma cragini (Arkansas darter), 4408 nucleotides. RefSeq names its product WD repeat domain 11 (gene wdr11). Bases 150 to 3881 code for a protein of 1243 amino acids. The transcript is spliced from 29 exons. Gene Ontology annotation, molecular function: protein binding. Gene Ontology annotation, cellular component: cytoplasm. Lineage: Eukaryota; Metazoa; Chordata; Actinopteri; Perciformes; Percidae. The record is from RefSeq and is a predicted model, not a curated record.
CUGGGAUUUGUUCCCACACGGCGUUCCAGUUAGAAACACUGUUUUUCUUCCUGUUAGGCUUCUAGACGGAGCCGAAGGACAGAAGCUAAAAAGUUGUAGCAGCAUUUGCUCAACAAAUGUUAAUGUAGCAUAAAUACUGAUCAACAACAAUGAUUCCAUACACUGUCAACAUCAAACUCGCGGCUCGGACGUUGACUGGCACUCUUAAUUUACAGAAUAAAACCGCUGUAGACUGGGGAUGGCAGGGGCUGAUAGCUCAGGGAUGUCACUCCAGUAUUCUCAUCAUCGAUCCAAAGACGUCUCAGACCAUCCAGGUGUUGGAGAGGCACAAAGCUAACGUGGUCAAGGUGAAAUGGUCCAGGGAAAACUAUUACCACAACGUGAGCUCUCCCUACUGUCUGCGGCUGGCUUCUGGAGAUGCCUCAGGGAAGAUCAUAGUGUGGGAUGUGGUCAGCGGCACCGUCCAUUGUGAGAUCCAGGAGCACUCCAAACCUAUUCAGGACAUGGAGUGGUUGUGGAAUCAGGAUGCGUCUCAUGAUCUGCUGUUAGCCAUCCACCCUCCCAACUACAUUGUUCUGUGGAACGGAGACACGGGCACCAAGCUAUGGAAGAAGAGCUACGCUGAGAACAUCCUCUCCUUUUCUUUUGACCCCUUUGACCCCUCCAACAUGGCAUUGCUGACCAGUGAAGGAAUAGUCUUUAUCACAGACUUUUCCCACUCCAAACCACCGGGCAGUGCGGGCAAAAAGGUCUACAUUGCCAGCCCCCAUGCAAGCCCCGCCCACACCAAACCUGCCCCUGCCACUGCCCCGGUCCCUACUGGCGCCAAGAAGGCCCUCAACAAGGUCAAAGUGCUCAUCACCAAUGAAAAACCCACUGCUGAGGCGGUGACGCUGAACGACUGUCUGCAGCUGUCCUACCUGCCAUCCAAGAGGAACCACAUGCUGCUGCUUUAUCCCAGAGAGAUCCUCAUCCUGGACCUGGAGCUCAGCCAGACGGUGGGUGUGGUGGCCAUCGAGCGCUCCGGGGUGCCCUUCAUUCAGGUGAUCCCAUGCGCUCAGCGGGACGCUCUCUACUGUCUCCAUGAGAACGGGUGCAUCACCCUCCGAGUUUGUCGCACCACUACCACUCCAGACGAAUCCGCAGACCCCGAGCAGAAUGUCUACGAGCUCAUGUACGAUCUGCGCUCUCAGUGCGAUGCUAUCCGAGUCACCAAGACAGUGCGGCCAUAUCGCAUGGUUAUCUGCCCCGUCAAUGAAAAUAGUGCUGCGCUUAUGGUCAGCGACGGCCGAGCCAUGCUGUGGGAGCUCAAAGCCCACGCCAGCAAGGCGGUUGGCAAUCCAAGUUCGGGCCUUUCUCCGCUCUACACCCCCUUAUCAUUUUGUGGAUCUCCACUGGGUCCAAACCAGAAAAGGAUUCAGGAUCUCUCUCUCAACAGCAUGAUUGGUCAGACCUUGAUGGCUGGUGAGGCUCCUCCUCCAUCAUCCAACCAGCAAGACAUCCAGUUAAAGUUCCUGCUGACUGGCCUCCUGUCUGGUCUGCCGCUGCCACCAUUUGCCCUUCGCAUGUGUCCACCUCUUACUACCAAAAACAUCAACCACUACCAACCCCUGCUGGCUGUAGGCACCAGUAAUGGGUCUGUACUGGUCUUUAACCUGACUAGUGGUCUUCUCCACAAAGAUCUCAGCGUCCACUCUUGUGAAGUCAGGGGGAUUGAAUGGGUGAGUCUUACCAGUUUCCUAUCUUUUGCCACUUCUGCCCCCAACAACAUGGGCCUGGUGCGAAAUGAACUGCAGCAUGUCAACCUGCCUACUGGCAGAUGCUUUGCAUUCAGAGGCGAGCGAGGAAACGAUGAGCCACCCAUUGAGAUGAUUAAAGUGUCUCAUCUCAAACAGUACCUGGUCGUGGUGUUCAGAGACAAACCCCUGGAGCUGUGGGACACCAGGACGGGGACGCUUCUCCGGGAGAUGGCGAAGAACUUCCCCACUGUUACUGCAUUGGAGUGGUCCCCAUCCCACAACCUGAAGAGUCUGAAGAAGAAGCAGAUGGCAGCGAGGGAGGCCAUAGCUCGGCAGACGGUGUCAGACGCCGAGCAGACUAGCGUUGAGUCCUCAGUCAUCAGUCUCCUACAGGAUGCAGAGAGCAAGUCAGAGACCAGCCAGGCCAUCUCAGCCAGGGAGCAUUUUGUAUUCACUGACACUGAUGGGCAGGUCUACCACAUCACCGUAGAGGGCAACACAGUCAAAGAUGGAGCACGAAUUCCACCUGAUGGCAGUAUGGGCAGUAUCGCCUGCAUUGCCUGGAAAGGCGACACCCUGGUGCUCGGGGACGUAGACGGCAAUCUCAACUUCUGGGACCUCAAAGCUCGUUUGUCCAGGGGAAUACCAACACAUCGUGGCUGGGUGAAGAAGAUCCGCUUCGCCCCGGGGAAGGGAAACCAAAAGCUGCUGGUCAUGUACACAGAUGGAGCUGAGGUCUGGGACACCAAAGAGGUCCAAAUGGUGAGCAGCAUGCGGAUCGGGCGCAACGUGAACUACCGUAUCCUAGACAUUGACUGGUGCACGUCAGACAAGGUUGUGUUGGCCUCUGACGACGGCUGUGUCCGAGUGCUGGAAAUGGCAAUGAAGUCCGCCAGCUACCGCAUGGAUGAGCAAGACCUGACCGAUCCAGUGUGGUGUCCUUACCUGCUGGUGCCCCGAGCGGCGCUCACUCUCAAGGCUUUCCUCCUGCUGCAGCCCUGGUCAGGGACCUUCACCAUGGACAUCACCCAAGUAGACUACAAUGAGAAAGACGAGAUAAAAGGCCUGAUCCAGGAGCAGCUCAACUCCUUGUCUAACGAUAUGAAAAGUGUGCUGCAGGACCCGGAGCUCAGCCUGCUGCAGCGUUGCCUUCUGGUCUCACGGCUGUUCGGGGAUGAGUCGGACCUUCACUUCUGGACAGUGGCGUCACACUACCUCCAGUCGUUUGCCCAGGCUCGUCAGCUAGGUGUGUCCACUGCAGAGGGUCAGGCCAAAAGUGAAGGAACCCAGAUGUCUCCUCCGAACCACCUGGACAUCUGCCACGACGUUCUGUGUGAGAGCUCUUACUUCCAGAAGUUCCAGUUGGAUCGAGUUCACCUGCAGGAGGUGAAGCGCUCCAGUUAUGACCACACAAAGAAAUGUGCUGACCAGCUCCUCCUGCUGGGUCAGACGGACCGAGCAGUGCAGUUACUGUUGGAGACGAGCGCAGACAACACCAGCUACUACUGUGAUUCGCUCAAGGCGUGCCUAGUGACCACCAUCACCUCUUCAGGCCCCUCACAGUCCACCAUCAAACUAGUGGCCACUAACAUGAUUGCCAACGGCAAGCUAGCAGAGGGGGUACAGCUGCUGUGUUUGAUUGACAAGGCAGCGGAUGCUUGCCGCUACUUGCAGACCUACGGGGAGUGGAACCGUGCUGCCUGGCUGGCUAAGGUGCGUCUGAACCCAGCGGAGAGCUCAGAUGUGCUGAAGCGCUGGGCGGAGCACCUUUGCUCCCCGCAGGUCAACCAGAAAUCCAAAGCUAUCAUGGUGCUGCUUUCCCUGGGCUGCUUUUACAAAGUAGGAGAGAUGCUACAAAGCAUGAGGCACUUUGAUCGCGCCGCUCUCUUCAUUGAAGCCUGUCUGAAGUACGGAGUGAUGGAGGCCAAUGACUCUUCCAAUAAACUUAUCAAAUCUGUAUUUUUGGAGUAUGCGCGGAUGCUGCGCUCACUGGGCCUGAGGGAAGGCGCCGCUCUGUGGGCAUCGCGGGCGGGCAGCGCCGGGGAGCAGCUGAUGGAGGAGCUGUUCCAGGGAGAGGGGAGCGUGCCAGAAGCCAUUCCAGGCGAAGAGGGAGUCGAGCUGAGCCGGGUUAGCACCGAGUGACCCCGGAAAGACUGGAGAACGGAUGACAUACUCUUUGGUACAAAUCAAAGAACGGCCAUUCAUUCUAACUUCAAUAGUGUGACCGUUGUGAAUUUACCGUGUCAGCAUCACAGGGGAAUCACGAUCAUCAUGAGAAGACAGGAGAGAUGAGGAGAUUCCUCCAUGUGAAGCUGCCGGUCCGUCACUGAAGUCUGUGUCCUUAGCGAGUUUGACAUUUCUUAAUGUUCGGUAUGACCAGUGUGUGUUUGUGCACAUAUGUGUAUGCAUGUAAGAUCCCCAAAAGAAAACACACUUGUCCUGAUCCCCCUCCCCAACAAUGGAAGUUGACAUAGUUGAUAACAGUCUGUGAUUUUUAAUGGUUGCUUGUUAAGCUUUAUUUUGUGUCUGUAAUAAUAACUUCAAAGUAUUGUUGUAGCUCAACAGGUUAAAUUAGCCUUAUUGCUGCUGAGAUUAAAUGUGGCAGAAUGGAUUUAUCCCAAAAUUAUGUUCCCUAUUUCAUUUUGAAAAUGCACCGCCCUUACAGAAGC